Peromyscus californicus insignis is the source of this 2178-nucleotide messenger RNA. RefSeq names its product zinc finger protein 431-like. Gene Ontology annotation, biological process: negative regulation of transcription by RNA polymerase II; regulation of cytokine production; regulation of immune system process. The transcript has 5 exons. NCBI's taxonomy places the organism in Eukaryota, Metazoa, Chordata, Mammalia, Rodentia, Cricetidae. The record is from RefSeq and is a predicted model, not a curated record. The coding region runs from base 117 to 1520 and encodes 467 amino acids.
GAGCUGGCGGGAGAGGUCUUGUGUGCUGUGCUGUGAGUGCUGCUGCUGCAGGGAGCUGACUGGAGAGCAUGGGAAACCGUGACCAGUGAGCUGUAAGGAAGACCACAAGCCAUGCCAUGAAUACAGUGACCUAUGAUGAUGUGCAUGUUGACUUCACUUUGGAAGAGUGGACUUUGCUGGAUCCAUCUCAGAAGACUCUCUACAAAGAUGUGAUGCUGGAGACCUACAGUAACCUCACUGCUAUAGGAUACAGUUGGGAAGACCAUAAUAUUGAAAAACACCAUCAAAAUUCUAGAAGACAUGAAAGGCAUGAAGGAAGCCAUACUGGAGAGGAACCUUCUAUAUAUACUCAAUGUGUUAAAGUCUUUGCAUACGACAAUCAUCUUCAUAGGCAUGGAAGAACACAUACUGGAGAGAAACCCUAUGAAUGUAAUCAGUGUGGAAAAGCCUUUGUAUGUUCCAGUAGUCUUCAAAGACAUAAAACAACACAUACUGGACAGAAACCCUAUGAAUGUAAUGAAUGUUGUAAAGCCUUUGGACAAAAGCGUCAUCUUCAAAGACAUAAAAAAACACAUACUGGAGAGAAACCCUAUGAAUGUAAUCAAUGUGGUAAAGCCUUUGGACAAAAAGAGUAUCUUCAAAUGCAUAAAAGAACACAUACUGGAGAGAAACCCUAUAACUGUAAUCACUGUGGUAAAGCGUUAGCUACAAAGAAAAAUCUCCAAUUACAUAUAAGAACCCAUACUGGAGAGAGACCUUAUGAAUGUAAUGUGUGUGGUAAAGCCUUUACACAACAGGGUUAUCUUCAAAUGCAUAAAAGAACACAUACUGGAGAGAAACCUUAUGAAUGUGAUCUUUGUGGUAAAGCCUUUGCAUUUCCCAAUAACUUCCAAAUGCAUAUGAAAACACACACUGGAGAAAAACCUUAUCAAUGUAAUCAAUGUGGUAAAGCCUUUGUACAACAGGGUGGUCUUCAAAUUCAUAAAAGAACCCAUACUGGAGAGAAACCCUAUGAAUGUAAUCUAUGUGGUAGAGCAUUCUCUACACAGAAAAUUCUCAAAUUACAUACAAGAACCCAUACUGGAGAGAAGCCUUAUGAAUGUAAUCUGUGUGGUAAAACCUUCUCUACACAGAGUAGUCUCCAAGCACAUAGAAGAACCCAUACUGGAGAGAAACCCUAUGAAUGUAAUCAGUGUGGCAAAGCCUUUGCAUUACGUAGUAGUCUCCAAGGACAUAGAAAAACACAUACUGGAGAGAAACCGUAUGAAUGUAAUCAGUGUGGUAAAGCCUUUGCAUUUCACAAUAAACUCCGAAUACAUGAAAGAACACACACUGGAGAGAAACCUUAUGAAUGUAAUCAAUGUAGUAAAACCUUUUCUUCACAGAGAAGUCUACAAGCACAUAGAAGAUCACAUACUGGAGAGAAACCCUAUGAAUGUAAUCAGUGUGGUAAAGACUUUGUCUAUUCUAGUAGUCUUCGAAAACAUUUGAAAAAACCAUACUGCAAAGAAACCCAAUAAAUAUAGUCAUUGUUGUAAAGUUUGCAUUUUACAUAGAAAUAAACCUUUUGUGUGCAAUCAAUGCAUUAAAGCCUUUGCAUAGUACAAUAGUAUUUGGGGACCUGAAAAAAAAUACUGGGGAAUUCUUAAUAUGAAGUAUUUGUUUAGAUGUUUAGUCAACACACUUACAUUCAGUUAUACAACAGUAUUCUGUAGAAAAAAAUCGACAGUGUCAACAAUCUGUUCAAGCUUUAUGAUGUCAACUUUAAUAUUGUCUGCACCUGCAAACUCAUGGAAAAAAUAAAUUUCUGUAUUUAUGAAGCCCUAUGUGUAGGGUAAAAGGGCCAGCCAAAGAAACAGAUCCUAACGCUGAAACCAGAGCCAGUGAGACACACACACACUUUGGUCCUGAAACCAGAGCCAAAGAAAAACACAUGAGUAGCAUGAAACCAACCAAUCCUUGAGCAGGAAAGUCAACCAGUCCCUAACAUGAAAUCCAGCCAAUCUAAGAUUGUCAAAGGUCAGAGUUUGUAAUGAGACCAAUUCCCACCCUGAAAAUAUUUUUAGUGGAAAAACUCCACCCCUAAGAAUCCCUAUAGCCAUGUGCAUGUUCAGUUGGAAGGUGCCCUUUCCCACCACUCUCCUGGAUUCUCCCCUCCUCAAUAAAUAUCUUGAAUGA